This is a messenger RNA of Juglans microcarpa x Juglans regia, 1622 nucleotides long. RefSeq names its product alpha-galactosidase 3. The record is from RefSeq and is a predicted model, not a curated record. The transcript is spliced from 16 exons. NCBI's taxonomy places the organism in Eukaryota, Viridiplantae, Streptophyta, Magnoliopsida, Fagales, Juglandaceae. Bases 63 to 1361 code for a protein of 432 amino acids. Gene Ontology annotation, molecular function: hydrolase activity, hydrolyzing O-glycosyl compounds. Gene Ontology annotation, biological process: carbohydrate metabolic process.
AACGUCACCUAAAUUCUAAUACGUUGAUUUUUCCCGUUGUCGGAGGAACAGACCCUUCAUCCAUGGCGGCGAAGAAAAACGGUGCUCUCUCUCUGUGCUUUGAGGUUCUUUGCCUAUGCAUGUUAUCGGCGGUGGCGAUCGAGGGGAGAGUAGUGCCUCUAUUGCAGAGCUAUCAUAAAUCCGGUUUUCGAUCAACGUUUCGUGCGCUAUACGAUACUUCUAAGUAUGGUAUUCUCCAACUCAACAACGGCUUGGCUCUGACGCCUCCCAUGGGAUGGAAUAGCUGGAAUUUCUUUGCCUGCAAUAUCAACGAGACAGUCAUCAAGGAAACAGCUGAUGCACUUAUCUCAACUGGUUUGGCUGAUCUAGGUUAUGUGCACGUCAAUAUAGAUGAUUGCUGGUCUUCAUCAAAGAGGAAUUCAGAGAAUCAAUUGGUCCCUGAUCCAAAAACUUUUCCAUCGGGAAUUAAAGAUCUUGCUGAUUAUGUACAUGCAAAAGGCCUUAAACUUGGAAUUUAUUCUGAUGCCGGGAUUUUUACAUGUCAAGUUCGACCAGGGUCACUUUAUUAUGAAAAUGAUGAUGCAGAAAUGUUCGCUUCUUGGGGUGUAGAUUAUUUGAAGUAUGACAACUGUUUCAAUCUAGGCAUCAAGCCUGAAGAACGAUACCCACCAAUGCGUGAUGCUCUAAAUGGAACUGGCCGCACUAUUUUCUAUUCAAUAUGCGACUGGGGAGAGGAUGACCCAGCCUUAUGGGCCGGCAAGCUUGGAAACAGCUGGCGAACUACUGAUGACAUUAAUGAUUCAUGGGCAAGCAUGACUACAAUUGCCGAUCUGAAUGACAAAUGGGCAGCCUAUGCGGGACCCGGUGGAUGGAAUGAUCCAGAUAUGUUGGAAGUUGGCAAUGGAGGCAUGACAUAUCAGGAGUAUCGAGCUCAUUUUAGCAUCUGGGCUUUGAUGAAGAGCCCUCUUUUGAUCGGUUGUGAUGUAAGAAAUAUGACUGCAGAAACUUUUGAGAUUCUAACCAAUAAGGAGAUCAUUGCUGUUAACCAAGACCCGCUUGGGGUUCAGGGACGGAAAGUUCAUGUCACGGGAACAGAUGGUUGCCUUCAGGUUUGGGCGGGUCCUCUAUCUGGACAUCGACUAGUUGUUGUUCUUUGGAAUCGCUGUUCGAAAGUGGCGACUAUCACUGCUGGAUGGGAUGUACUUGGGCUUGAAUCCAACACCGUUGUCUCAAUUAGAGAUUUGUGGCAGCAAAAAGACAUCACAGGAGAUGCAGUGUCAUCAUUCAGUGGCCGAGUGGAUGCCCACGACUGUCAGAUUUAUAUUUUCACCCCCAAGACAGUGUCUCGCUUUGUGAUUUAGGUCAUCGUACCAUUAGCCCAUUGGAUGUUCAGCUGUUUUAGGUUUAAAGCAUUUUAUGCAGCUUGUUGGACCCCUUGGCAACAUUUUAACAGUAGUGUGGGUCCUUCUCAUGCAUUACAGAUACUGUCGCCAGGUUGUGUAUUGAGUUUUUGGUGGUUACCAAGCAAUACCUGUAACAUAUUGUUCAUACAAAUGAAAAUUAAAUCCUGUAAUGUAUGUAGUGCAAAGACUGCUGCGAAUAAUAAUAGAGAAAAGAUAUUU